GUGGGAGAAGCUUCUGCUCGCGGCAACACUGCAUUUUAUGUCAUAUGUCAUGUCGCGAAACUUUGAUAGAUCUCGGAUAAAAAUAAGGUUGUGGUUCAAGUCUAUAGCCUAUUGUUGAAGGCCUAAACCUAAACAGGGAAGUCCAAGGCCUAUUGUGACAAAAAAUGAAUUAUCUUUAAAAAAAAUUAACAAAUAGACUCGUAGUCGUAGUUCGAAAAUUUAGUUAAAACAAAAUAUAAAAUGCGUUUUAGAGAAGGAUAUCCAUAAAAAAACGUUUUGGGGAUAUGCCGUACAAUGAGCAGUGGUAGUAGCCAAAUAUGGCGUCGUCGAAGUGGUACCGCAUGGAUAAGAGCCGGGCUAGUGAUCUUCAUCCUAGUCUUCAUAUGGCUACAGCUGAACUUUCUGAGUUUUGCUGGCUCCUCCCAGCAGUAUUCAGAACUGAACGAUAGUAACGCGGCGAUUCUGAGUAUGGUGCCAGCAGUACUGCACAAAUUUCUAUCUCCAAGACCAAAAAACUUUACUAUUACUUUCGCUAACGGCACUUACACAAACUUCUUUUAUGUGAAUACUCCAAAUAUAUCUGAAAUGAAACGCAACAUAGCACAAUACAAUAGGCAACAAAUUGUUCACAACGAAAAUAUUUUUGAACCUCUCCAGAACGAUUCCAUAGUUAUCGUUGUCCAAAUUCACGACAGAAUCACCUAUUUACGCCAUCUUAUUGUCAGCUUAGCACAGGCACCAGGUAUUUCUCAAACACUUCUUGUUUUUUCUCAUGACUAUUAUGAUGAGGAAAUGAACAGUCUAGUCCAAAGCAUUGAUUUUUGCAAAGUGAUACAAAUAUUUUAUCCGUAUUCUAUUCAAACUCAUCCCAAUGAAUUCCCAGGCGAAGAUCCAGGAGACUGUCCCAGGGAUAUGAAAAAAGACCAAGCUUUAUUAAAAAAAUGCAAUAAUGCGCUCUAUCCCGACGUAUACGGUCACUAUCGUGAAGCAAAAUUUACACAAACAAAGCACCAUUGGUGGUGGAAAGCGAACAGGGUUUUUAACCAACUAGAAGUAACCAGAAAUCACACAGGUCUCGUAGUGUUGCUGGAAGAGGACCAUUAUGUGGCUGAAGAUUUCAUCCACAUGUUAAGAUUAAUGGAAAGAACGUAUAAGGAAUCCUGUAGACAUUGCAAUGUUUUAUCUCUGGGAACAUAUUUAAAGACAUAUAAUUAUUAUGCAGAUUCUAAAAAGGUGGAAAUUUCUCCUUGGAUAAGUAGUAAACACAAUAUGGGAAUGGCUUUCAACAGAUCAACAUGGAUGCAAAUCGUAGAGUGUGCAGCGUAUUUUUGUAAAUAUGAUGAUUACAACUGGGAUUGGUCACUGCAACACGUUUCCCAAAAUUGUUUAAGGCAAAAGUUGCAUACCAUGGUAGCCAGGGCUCCUAGGGUAUUUCAUAUUGGUGAAUGUGGUGUCCAUCAUAAGAAAAACAACUGUAAGUCCACAUCGAUGAUAUCUAAGGUCCAACAAGUUCUUAAAACAGCAAAAAGACAUUUGUAUCCAGAUUACUUGAUAUUAACUUAUUCAACCGUUUUGAAAAAAACUAAACUACGUAAGGGAAAUGGGGGAUGGGGGGAUAGACGAGACCAUAAGCUGUGUAUUGGUAUGACUAUAGGAGGAUAGAUGUUUUAUUUUUGUUAUGACUUAGUUAAUAAGUGUUAAAUAAUUUAUUGUUAUUUUAUUUUAUAUUUGUAUUUAUUCGUAUCGAAUUUUUGGAUAUUAUACUACUGUUUUUGUUGUCAGUAACCCAGUGUAUACUAAGAUGUUUGUACUUGUGUAAAAUAUAC
This is a messenger RNA of Psylliodes chrysocephalus, 1826 nucleotides long. The record is from the annotation of a GenBank genome assembly. NCBI's taxonomy places the organism in Eukaryota, Metazoa, Arthropoda, Insecta, Coleoptera, Chrysomelidae.